Molecule: messenger RNA, 1636 nt
Organism: Octopus sinensis (East Asian common octopus)
Lineage: Eukaryota; Metazoa; Mollusca; Cephalopoda; Octopoda; Octopodidae
Product: zinc finger protein 511
Exons: 6
Coding region: 490-1272 (260 amino acids)
Source: RefSeq, a predicted model, not a curated record
AAAUGAGACUCUAAUUACCUUACCCAUUUUUUCCUUCCCUUUUUUUCCCCCCCGUGACAAAAACUGACCCCCUCCCCCCACAAUUAACAAUUUUUAUUGUUUUCUUUUUACAAGGUGUUGCAAACACUUUUAAAGAGACAAGAAAGUUGAGUAUUGCAUAAUGAGAAAAUGUUUGAUGUAAAGCAACGAUAUUCAAACCGUACGCUUGAAUAUCCAUCAUCAUGUUUCUCUGCCAUGUACAGUGGCGCUAGAACUUACGCUCACACUAUAAAAAUGAACCGCUAUGAAAUUUACUAUUUUCUCGUUGAUGUUGGUAUCCAAAUUUUCAUCUUCAUCUCAAUCUUAAAAGCCAUUGAAAAAAUGGAACAGAAACCAUAUAAAUAUUUUUAAGAAGGAAAAAAAACAAGAAGCAUUUACCUUUUUAUUGUUAUUCCUCCGUACAGAAAAUCGAACUUUUUAGAUUUGACGAGACAAUAGACAAUUGCAGCAAUGCAGCACAAACCAUUCUCUUGUCAGUGGAACCCAAAGAAACGCCAUUUACUUCCUGGCGAUAGUUUAUUUGAAGAUGGAGACAUUUUUUGUAACCUCUUGCUGAAGCAAAUGUCUUUGGCCGAUGAAGAAUUUAUUAACAAAGUCCCUGAGUUUCCCUGUGGUAUGGCUGGCUGUCAAAAGACCUUCAAUAACUUAGUAAGUUACGAAUGUCACUACAACAGCCUCCAUCGGAACACUUGUGCCACUUGUCGCCGUAUAUUUCCAUCGUCCUACCUCCUCGGACUUCAUAUACAAGAGUGGCAUGAUGUCAUGUUUGAUAUUAUGUCGGGCAAAAAACCAAUGUUUAGCUGCUUACUGGAAGCAUGUGGACAGAAAUUCCAGACAUCUCAAGACAGGAAGGAACACAUGAUUAAAUGUCAUAAAUAUCCUGCCAACUUCCGAUUUGAUAAACAGAAAAAUAAAUGUAAAAGUGUAACGGCAGAGACAGAAGAUAAGACGGAGAGUAAAGUGGACAACAUGGAAAUAACAACAGCAACAGCAACACCACCACCACCACCAACAACAACAACCACCACCACCACCACCACAAAGAAAUAUAACAAAAUUCCUAAAAACAUCUGUUUCGGUAAAGGUUCAGUGAGAACAUUCCACAAGCAACAACAGAACCCUACCAAACAUUGGCACCAACAGUUCAAGACGGAGAAAGGUGACGGUGGUGGCGGAGACAUUGAGGAGGUUACCAUGACAGACUUGAUGACUGCUCUGGAAGAAACCAGUUAAUACUCACCACUUCGUAUUUAUUCUCACCCUUCAAGAAAUGGUUUCCUUUUUCCUUUUUUUUUUUUUUCGUUUUGUUUAUUUAAACUUCUCUCUCUCUCUCUUUCUCUCUUUCUCUCUCAGCUAAUUUGUUCUAAUUAAACAUAGGGCAGACUUAGAUAAUGAUAUAUUGGACUCCCAAUCGUCUGCUUUACAUAUCAAACUCUUUUUACAACAGUAACAAUAACCUGCCGACCAUUUCAUUGCUGAACACUGCUAGAGUGUUUUCGUUGUUCUUUCUCUCACUCACACACACACACACACACACACUUUCUACCUAUCUACCUUAUAUCUAUCAGUUCUGCAUAAAUUUAGCUGCUCUUAGAUA